AGAUCCGGAAUUCCAACCGGCGGCGCCUACUAGGAUUAUCGGUUACACGCUAUCCAAAGUCAAACAUUAAUCAAUCUUGUUGGCUUGUUCCACCGUUCGUUCUGUUGACACAACGCUGACAUAUAGGACCCUACGACAGGCGCCGCACCAGAAGAGUCACUUACCGUGAUUACUUGGGAGGGCGACGGAGUGUGAUCCAGUUGUGUUCUUUUCUUGUGAUUAUUUUAUCUUUACGUGAAUUCGAGAGGACGGGGAAUCCAUCUCCUUCCUCUAGAAUUACUGGAGUGAUUUAUCAAAUCCAACACGAGGAAGUGUGAGAAUGUAUGCAGAUAACGGGUGUCCGGAAAAUGGAUUCCCUGUCCGAUACGCACGGCUUGACAAUUACAUUAUCAACCCAUCAUCGUCGCCACGCACUACGGCCAGCGGUUACCGUCAGCAGUGAAGAAAAAUUAGCUUUGUCGGAUUUUCUGUGGGAAGCGGUUUUUGAGUGGUGAUCCGUUUUUCUGUUCUAAGUGUGUGUUGUUAUCUACACGUGUUGUCGCAACCGUAUUUGAAAUUGAAAUAUCAAAUGUUCGUUGGGGUAAUUGAAGCAAAAAGAGGAUACACAUUUGAAAUGCCUACCAUUCUGUGGAUUAUCGUGACGACGUUGCUGGCUGGGAGCUAUUGUGAUUCCCAGCAUCAGCAGGAGCCGUUCAGUCCCCUUCCGGAGCCCGUGUGCGGUCAGGUUGCGCUGAUGAUGGAUAAUUGCUUCCACAAUAUCACCCCGCCGGUGUCGGUCGAUGAGCUGUACUCGGUGAAAAUUCCCGAAUCGGAGGAUGAAAUUAUCAAACGCUGUCACGUCUUCAACCGGGGUAUGGCGUGCGUUCAGCGCUAUCUCAACGCGUGCAUCGAGGCCAAGAAUCGGCAAAUCAUCGAGAACGAGGUGUUUGGGGCGAAGAAGAUGUACGAACAUCUCUGCCGGGACAUUCCCUUCCAGAAAGAAUUCUUGAAGCACAAAAAUUGCUUCCACCACGUUCACAACGAUUGGGACACGUGCUCCCACAAGUUCGUCAAUAUUAUGAAGGACGAGAUGACCAAAACAACGCAGCAGUCACUGAAUGUGCAGUACAUGCACUUUUGCUGUGCCCGCUUCGGUUACGAAAACUGUGUCUUCACCAGUGCCAAGUACAAGUGCAAACCCGAGUCGGCCGUGUUCCUGCGGAAGAUUGCCAAGGUGCUGUCCAUGGAUCGGCACUUUCUCAACUGUGAUAGAAUCGAGAACGAGAUUUGCUCGGGCUCCGCCACCCUCCACCGCCACCGGUGGUGGCUAGCGACGACGACGACGACGGCGGUGGCACUUGCUGCUACGAUGGUGCUGAAGACAACCGGCUUUGGGAGGUUUGUCUGUCGAUAAAAAAAUAGCACUUGCAUGGGGCUUUGCAAGCCUGGGUCUGGGAUCGAAGCGAAGCUUAGAUUUUAUUGUGCGAAAGAUAUUAAUGGGUACCUAGUUGAGUUUUUCGACCGACGAGGACGAUGACCAAGACGAUCCACAGUGUGGUAUUUUGCUUAUUCUAGCUGGCCAAAAAUAUUAAACCAUCACUUGUAUAACUUACGAAAAGCACUUUUUUGUUAUAGAAUUAUUAUGAUUUUAGGCCAAACAGGGGUGGGUCAGGUUUUGAGGGUGUUGCUUCUUUUUGGAGAAGUGUUUAUUUUUCAGUGCCGAAAAGUAGUACUUUUUGGUGUUGUGGUUAUAGUUAGGUAAAGAGGGACAUAAUGUCAUUCCAGCGCAUGACGAAAAACAAGUUGCAAAAAGCAUUUUUUAGCACUGGAAAAGUGUCACUUUUCGACACUGUUUUGAAUAACACAAUGACCUACUUUUCAGGUUAUUUUGAAAAAUCGACUUUUGGCCAGUUAGAUCAAAGAAAUACCCUUCCGUGCGACCGGGACCGUGAUGACGUUCAAUGUUUAUAAUAGUUCGGGCGGAAGAUCUGAAUUAUGGGAAAGACAGCUGAUGUGAGCAAAAAGUGUACAUUUCGAAUGUGCUAUAUAUUUUGAUAUUCGUGAGUACAUAUGAAAGUUAAUGUGUUUUAAGGAGCAGAUAUUUAGAUAGAAAAUUGAUGAAGAAAAAGCUGAAUAAAUGGGAAGUUUUCGAUCGUAUAGGCUUGUUGCUUCGCAAUGCUAGAGCUGUUGUAAUAUGUAGCCAUUAUUCGACGUUUGAAAUUAGAAGUCUAAAACAUAGACAUAGAAUAGAAUGUUGGGGAAAUGACCUGAUUGACAUUAGAUUACCAUGGUUACUGUUUUUUUUUUCAGUAACAGUACCGAGUAACAAUUUUGACUGUUAACGUUCUAGUAAGUAAACCCGCAUAAACGCGAACCAUAACUUGACCUUACCGAUAUUAAUUAUAAACUGUUUAUAAUCACUCCUAAACUUUAACUGAAAUGGUUAUGGAACUUUACAUGAACGUUUGUGUGAUAAAGUUUUAACCUUAUGUAUUAUUGUUUUUUGAAAGCGGACCUCACAAAUAAUGGGUUGUUAAGAACCAUUACCAUUCAAAAUUCUUGUUUUCUCCAUACAUUUUCGAAAAGAGAACUAUAUUUGAACGUUUUUACUUAUGGUUUGAGAACAUUAAUGGUUAUGGUUAUGAUAGUCAGUAAGGUCCAUUAAUGGUUUUGUAUUAUCGCUCAACUUUACGUGGAAUAUAUCGUGAAUUGGUAAUCAGUAAUUUACAGGCAACCAAUUCGCGAUAUAUUCCACAUAAAGUUGA
Molecule: messenger RNA, 2744 nt
Organism: Ochlerotatus camptorhynchus
Lineage: Eukaryota; Metazoa; Arthropoda; Insecta; Diptera; Culicidae
Exons: 5
Coding region: 569-1393 (274 amino acids)
Source: RefSeq, a predicted model, not a curated record